CUUGGUUUUACCUCCCCCUUUUUUAUAUUGAUCUUGUUUGCGAGUCGCGUAUCGUAGGUGUCGUAGUCGAUUCUAGAUCUGCACACACACACACACAUCAAAACACUUUCAAAUGUGCUUUUUGGUGGAUAAUUCACACUAAGACAGUGACUUGAUGUUUACAGGGCACUAUAAUUCAUUUGUACUCUUAAAGGUUGCCGACCCCUGUACUAGACCAACACGUUGAACCAAGUUUGUAUUCACUUCAAGUGACCCGAGGCCUAGUCUUUGAGAAGUUCAAGUCCACUGUUCUUUUUAAGUCAAGACCAUAGUACGCCUUCUUAAUGAACAGUGACAGUGCUGGCUUGGCUAGUUCGGCACUGUAUUAAAAGGUUAGGAAAUGUCACGAAGACCUAGAGCAACCCAAGAUUAUAACUCCCUGAGGAAAGAGCUGAUUCAUGCUAACGCACUAUUCGUCGACCCACAGUUUCCCGCGAAUGUUAAAUCACUUUAUGUUGAUGGCCGACCUCCACCAGGUUCUAGACAUGAAGGACCUAUUGUUUGGAAGAGACCUACGGACAUGUUCCAAAAUCCAGAGUUUAUGGUUGAAGGAGCUAAACAACAUGACUUAGACCAAGGUCUACUAGGUAACUGUUGGUUUAUUGCUGGUGCUGCAGUGCUUGCCACAUCGCAUCCAGCAGAGCUAGAAAAAGUAGUGCCAUCAGAUCAAGGUUUUGACACCAAAGCAUACACAGGCAUGUUUAGGUUCAACUUUUGGUGGUAUGGAAAGUGGACUGAAGUUGUCAUUGAUGAUUAUCUGCCUACUGAUGGACGUUUGCCAAUUUAUUGUAGGAAUAUUGAAAGACCAAAUGAAUUCUGGCCAUGUUUAUUGGAAAAGGCUUAUGCCAAAUUAAGAGGCAGCUAUGAAGCUUUAGAUGGAGGUAAAAUUCAAGAUGCUUUAGUGGAUAUGACAGGAGGCAUAUCAGAAGUGAUUGAUCUUCAGAAAAAGAAUCAAGUUUCUCCAGAAUUGUAUAACUUGCUGUGUACUUCCUAUCAGAUGAGAACAUUAAUGGGAGCUUGUAUAUUUAAACCAGAAAAUUCUCCACCAAAUGAAAUAGAACUUCCCAAUGGCCUUUACAAUGGACAUGCUUAUAGCAUAACAGGUUUUACACAGAUACCAACAGGUCGGGGUACAGUCAACUUACUACGUCUCAGAAAUCCAUGGGGUAGAGGAGAGUGGAGAGGAGCAUGGAGUGACAGAUCACCAGAAAUGGCAAAACUCUCCGAAGAUUUAAAGUAUAGAUUAAUGUAUGAGGAUAAAGAUGAUGGGGAAUUUUGGAUCAGCUAUGAAGAUUUUAUUAGAAACUUUGAUGAAAUUCAGCUUUGUCACCUUCAGCCUGAUGCCCUUAUACAAGAACUUCAAGACAACAAUAGAAAACAAGAUUGGAAUGUAACAGUGUACCAUGAUGCUUGGAUUAAAGGAGUGACUGCUGGUGGAUGUGGCAAUUCUCCUUACCAAAAUUUGUACUGGAAAAAUCCACAAUUUUAUGUGACUUUAGACAGAGUGGAUUCAACUCUUGGGCAUGGAGAUGAUUGUACAUUAAUUGUCUCAUUGAUGGAAAAAGAAAAAAACAACCAAUCCAAUAUAGCUGUUGGGUUUGAUAUUUAUAAGCUCAAACGACCUGAACUUCGACCUCUUGAUAAUUCAAGGGCUCCUGAAAGUGCUUUGCUGCUAGCCAAACGUUCUGGAUCUUAUGUUUUUUAUCGAGAGGUCACGAAGAGAUUUGAACUAAGCCCAGGAACAUAUGUAAUAAUUCCUAGCACAUUUCAGCCUCACCAGGAAGCUGAGUUUCUUUUGAGAAUAUUUACAGAAAAAAGAGUAGACAGUGGGGUUCUGGAUGAAACAACUAUCACACCUAUUAUACUACCAAAAAGUUCUUGCUGUUCAUGCUUCUGGUCAUCAAAACCAUCCAAGAGAUAUAAAUGGCGUGAUACUGGUGGUUCCACCAAUCUCAGAAAUAAACCACAAAACGUUGCACUAGAUCCAAGACUGAGAUAUUUGCAAACAAAACCUGUUUCUAAGGACCAACUGUUCGAUGUCUUUAACAAACAUGCAGGUAAUGAUCAAAGAAUGGAUGCCAGUGAACUCUCUACAUUCCUGGAGGAGGUCUCAACAACAGACCUAAGAGAAACUUUAAAGUUUCCAGUUGAAUGCUGUCGAAGUCUUGUAUCUCUGAUGGAUGAUGAUAAAUCUGGGUUUUUGGAUUUCAAUGAAGCUAAAAGAGCCUGGAAGGAAAUCAAAGCUUACAGGGAGGUAUUUAAACAAUUUGACAAAGAUAAUUCUAAUGCAGUAGAUACUUAUGAACUUGGAGACAUGUUUUCCAAACUAGGUUUCCCCAUCAGUCGGCCAGUGUUAACUUCAAUAGUUCGUAGAUAUGGAGGCAGGGAGAAUACAAUAUCUUUGACAGAUUUUAUUUUGGUCAUAUGUAGAUUGACAUCCCUUUACGCUUCAUUUCAUGCUCAGCAAAAGAGGAAAGGUGUUACUGAAGACAAUGUUGACUUUUCAAGAAAUGAGUUUCUAGAAGUAACAAUAUUUACAUAGUUCUUCCUUGACAUUCCACACAAGCCAAUCAGAACUCAUGCCAAUCAGAGCUCACUCCAUUCCUUGAAUCCAAGUAUUGAACAAAGAAUUAGCGAACAGGUUUUCUUUUUAUUGUCAGUCUCAGGUCUUUUAUGUUUUAUGCAUAUACAUUUAGUAUUAUUUGUUUCUAGAUCUUCAAGACUUGAUUAAGACCUCUAAACAAAUGUUAAUAUUUAUGUAGACCUAAAUAUUUCAAUAAUGCACUCAAAUUUCCAAAUUUUUCACUUUUAUUUGCUUAUUAGAUAUCUAGAGCAAAAGUAAAUAAUCUACAAUCCAUUGAAAGUAAACAAUAGUUAAUGUUGUGUAGAUAUCAUCUCCAGUAUAUUUAGAAAAAAUGUCUCUAUUUAAAUUUUAUUAAUACAUUGUUGAAAUUGUUGCAGUUAUUCUUGUUAGUUAUCAAUAACGUAUUUGUAUUAGAAAUUAAUUGCUCAGUUAUUUUGUAUUUUUGAAGCAAUUCAAUAUAGAAUAUUAGAUAUAUUCAAGUUGUGCAAUGUAUUGUUAUGCAUAUGUUUUAUCAAAUGAAUUGGCAACAGGUAUAAAUCAUAUGCUUAUCUUACAUAUAAAAAAUGAAUAGUUUGUUAAUUUUUUAAUUCUUCUCAACUUUACAAACUGCUUACUUGUAUUGAUAGUUAUUUGUUCAUGUUUGGCUUUCUUUCAACAAAAUGUUGCUGGUAUCUGAUGUAUUUAUUUCAGCACUCAACAUUCAUUACUAAAAUUUUCAACAUUGUUUUGUUACAUAUUAUACUUUAUCAUCAUCACUUGUUAUCUAAUGAUUUAUUUACAAAUAUAUUUGUCUAUUAAAUACAUUCCUUAUUGUGAGUUCAAGUGAAAAGCUGAUACAUUUUAUGUACAAAUGGCUAAAAGUCUGUUUCUAAGAUCUCAUUCAUGGUGCAUGAAUUUGAGCAGAAAUGUGUGAUGUGACUGACCUUUGUUUUGCAUAUAAUAUAGUCGAGUAUUUGUUUGCUACUGUUACUUCUGUUACUUAAUGACAUAUGAAAUGAGUUUUUAAAACCAAGUGAACUUUGCAGUGUUACUGUAUGUAAAGCAGUGUUUCUGUAUGUAAAGCAGUGUUACUGUAUGUAAAGCAGUGUUACUGUAUGUAAAGCAGUGUUACUGUAUGUAAAGCAGUGUCACUGUAUGUAAAGCAGUGUCACUGUAUGUAAAGCGUAAUGUUAUUAAAAGAUCCUUUAGUUUUUUAA
Biomphalaria glabrata is the source of this 3819-nucleotide messenger RNA. RefSeq names its product calpain-9-like. The record is from RefSeq and is a predicted model, not a curated record. Gene Ontology annotation, biological process: proteolysis. Gene Ontology annotation, cellular component: cytoplasm. NCBI's taxonomy places the organism in Eukaryota, Metazoa, Mollusca, Gastropoda, Planorbidae. The transcript is spliced from 23 exons. The coding region runs from base 380 to 2581 and encodes 733 amino acids. Gene Ontology annotation, molecular function: calcium-dependent cysteine-type endopeptidase activity; calcium ion binding.